This is a messenger RNA of Alternaria burnsii, 3195 nucleotides long. RefSeq lists its product as uncharacterized. Gene Ontology annotation, biological process: cytoplasmic stress granule assembly. The coding region runs from base 1 to 3195 and encodes 1064 amino acids. The record is from RefSeq and is a predicted model, not a curated record. Lineage: Eukaryota; Fungi; Ascomycota; Dothideomycetes; Pleosporales; Pleosporaceae. Gene Ontology annotation, molecular function: RNA binding. The transcript is spliced from 5 exons. Gene Ontology annotation, cellular component: cytoplasmic stress granule.
AUGUCCGCUGCCGCUGCGACUCCGAAUACCUCCUCCAAUGCUCUAAACCCCGCCUCCAAUUCCGCCAGGCAACUGAAGAUGAGCACUGCGGCCAAAGGCAUCGACGCACAGCGAAAGCCCGGAAGCCCCAUCGACGGCGGUCACAAAAAACCUCCCGCCAAAUCGGCAUGGACCCAGGGCACCAAUCCCAUCACCCAGCGCCCGACUCACUCUCCCACCCCCAACGGUGCUGUCAACUCACCUAAGCCCCCACAGAGCUCGACGGCUGCCUCCGCCGACAACGCUUCCGCCAUGAGGCACCUCAGCGACCGCAUGAUGUAUCUGCUGGCCAACCUCACUGGGCUCCCGGGCAUCAUCACACUUAAGAAUGGCGACAAGUACUCCGGUGUGCUCUCAGGCACCUCACUAGAUCCUAGCGAGUUACGAUAUGUCUUCAAGAUGGUCAAGAAGCUCUUGCCCACGAGCAACGCUCAGACCAACGGUGCUAGCCAGUCAUCCGACGACUACGUUGGCUCAGGGGACUACCACGUAAUGUCAUUUGACAUGAGCGACGUGGCUGAUUUCAAUGUCAACAACGUGGUUCUCGACAAGUCCCAACUGAAGGGCCCGAAUGGCGCUUCUGGCUUCCGCACUGACACCGACAUUUCUGGCAAGCUCGAGCUCCGCGAGCGCAACCUCCAGAAAUGGGAACCAUCCGAGGUAGAUCCCAACAUGACUCUUGAAUCCACUGGACGGACCGGCGAUUGGGAUCAGUUUGCCACUAAUGAGCGCAUGUUCGGCGUGAAGAGCAACUACGACGAGAACCUGUACACGACUACAAUUAACAAGAACGACCCACAGUAUGCGGAACGGGCCGCCCGCGCUGAGAAGAUCGCUCGAGAGAUUGAGGGCAGUAGCGCAACCAACUCACACGUUCGCGAAGAGCGAGGAGGAUACACUGCGGCCGACGACAACGGCGACGAAGAGGACAAAUACAGUGGAGUACGACGAGACUUCCCAAAUUUGUCAAGCGGCCAGUCCAACCGAUACACCCCACCCGCACGACGUGCCCCCGCCCCUGAAGCGACAGUGCCUGGCGCGCCAGUAGACCCUGCAAUAAUCUCAUCCUCUGUUGCACGACCUGUCUCGCAGUCGACACAACGUGCUGCAAGUCCCGCAAAGCCAGCAGCUGGUACACUUGAGCCUACGAAAGUCCCGGAAGUCGUUAACGAUACUUCCAAGGCGCCAUCAAAACCCACUGAUACGCACAAGGCUAUCACGGAGCAAUUGCAGAAGCCAACUAAUAUGAUCAAGUCGGGCGUCGCUGCCAUCCCUCCUAGGAAAGCUGGACGGCCACAUGAUGCCACUACAAACGUUGAGCACGAUCUUCUCGAUUCGUUCAAGCAAUUUUCGGCUGCUGAAAAAUUACGCAUUUCCGACCGCCAGAGGCAGUUUGCUCGAGAGAACAAGGCUGUAAAGCUUAACGAUCUCAAGAAGUUUGCGCUCAAUUUCAAGUUGAGCACGCCUGUACCGUCAGAUCUUGUGCCCAUACUCGCUAAGGACGAGACGAAGCAGCAAGCCAUCGUUGACAAGGCCAACCGACAAGCUCAAGAGAUGAAGACUACAUCUCCGAAAGCAUCAAGCAGUAUUGCUGACCCAAAGGCUGCUGCACGCUCUGUUGUGAAGCCUGAAACCACUCAAGCCUCUCCUAGCGCCAACGUAGACCGUCAACAAAACCAACGUCCCCGACCAGGGCAACCAGCCUAUACAUCUGCUAGUAUGCGGGGCUCUCACCAGAACAUGAACCAGAUUCCUCCUCGUAACCAGGGACUUCUUAGCACUCGUUUACAGAUGAACCACCAGCAGCACAAGCAGCAAGGUGCUGUGCCCUAUAACGGUGUUCCUCAACCGAUACCAGCUCAGGACAUGCGCAUCCCACCUACUGGUCCUUCGCAGCCUUCGAGCGGUGCCCAGACACCUUCUUCCAGUGUAUCUACGAGGUUCAACGUCCGCGCUCAUGAGUUCAAGCCGAACCCGGCUGCCAGUACCUUCCAGCCUGGCGGAACUCCCAGUGCAACCUCUAGCCCUAGGCCGAACUCUUCAAGACAAGAAGUACGCAAGCCUCCUGUCACAAACUUCUUCACUGGCCAACGGCCCACUGUGAAAGCGCUGGAUGGACCGACAACCUUCAAUGCCAUCGGACGCCUCGAGAAGGAAGCCCAAUCGAGUGAUAAGCCCCAUCACUCCGAUAUUGCGCCUCCGUAUAAGACACCUCCUACGUGGGACUUCCCUUCUUCGAACACACAUAAGGGAUACGAGCAACUGUUCGACCAUGCCCCUCCGCCCGCACCGUUGUCGGUACCACAACACGUUAUGGCCAAUGGUCCUAUGCCUCAUCAGCAUCAAUUACCACCUCAUCUUCAGGGCGCCCAAGGUAUGGCACAAGGGCCGGCAGCUCAACACACGCCUCGUGGACCACCAAUACAGCCGCAUCUUGGCCAGGACCAGCAUCAUUUCGGGGGUCAACACAUGCAGUAUUCGCAUUCGACGUCAUCGGUUCAACCUUCACCACGCCCUAUGGCGCCAUACAUGUAUGGCGCACAGCCUCAACCGAUGCCAGGCUAUCCUCAGCAAGUCCCACAGUAUGGUAUGAGUCCCGGCAUGCAGCACGCCACCAUGCGGAACCCACAAGGCGGCCAGUUCAUGAAUGGCCCAGGGCCGGCGAUGGGUGGCCAAAUGAUGACACAACAGCCGUCAAACGGACCUUUCAUGGGAAUGCCUGGCAAUCCGCAGAUGCAGAUGUACUCUCCCGCUCCCGCUCCUGCGUACCCCCAAUACGGUGCUCACAUGCCUGGUCCUGGCGCUAGCGGAUUUCCUAGCCCUAGGCCGGGUGCGCCAAUGAUGAGCCAUCAAGGAUCACAACAAGGACACCACCAACAACCGCCCAUGAUGUAUAUGCAACCUGGUGCACCAGCUCCUCAGAUGUACCAAAUGCAGCCAGCAAACAUGACUCCAAUGCGAGGACCUUUCCCACAGCCAUAUCAGGGCGGCCACUAUGGCUCACCGCAGCAGCAUCACCAGUUCCCCCAGCAACAUCGUGGUACACCCAGUGGAAGCUACUCGCAGCCUAUGAUGCAACAGCACUCGACGGGUCCCCAGGCUCCGCCCACUGGUCCUGCUAACCAUGCACCGGACGGCAGCAACGAACCUAAAUGA